Molecule: messenger RNA, 1105 nt
Organism: Vespa velutina
Lineage: Eukaryota; Metazoa; Arthropoda; Insecta; Hymenoptera; Vespidae
Product: fatty acid synthase-like
Exons: 3
Coding region: 173-1105 (310 amino acids)
Source: RefSeq, a predicted model, not a curated record
CGACUGGUGUGUAGCAGAUUACAAAAGACAAGAGAGAAUUGAUUCUGGCGAACGAAUAUUUGAAAUAUCGAUCGAUUAUGAAGAACAUCAGUACGUUAGUGGUCACGUGGUCGACGGUAGAAAUUUGUUUCCAGCGACAGGAUAUUUAUGUUUAGUUUGGGAAACUUUCGGCAUGAUGAUAGGACAAUUGUACACGGAAGUAUCUGUUGUCAUUGAAAAUGUAAAGUUUAAUCGAGCUACCACGAUUCCGAAAGAAGGCAAAAUUGAAAUGAUAGUCAUGAUUCAGAAAGGCAGUGGUAAUUUCGAAGUGGUCGAAGGAGGUCUUGCUAUUGUUACUGGAUUGAUUCGUGCUGCAACAAACUUGUCGAAGCAGAAAAUACCUCUUGAUCUGAUCAAAGCGAAUAUUGGCAAUGAGAAGGAAGAAUUAGAUGCAAAAGAUAUCUAUAAAGAGUUGAAGCUACGUGGUUACCAAUAUAGCGGCCUCUUUCGAAGUUUACACAGUGCCUCAGUUUCGGGUAAAAAAGGACAUGUCCAGUGGAAAAACAAUUGGGUAGCAUUUAUGGAUAACUUAUUGCAGAUGAAAAUACUCGCUUUAGAUACCCGAGGUUUAUUCGUACCGACUGGAAUUCGGAAAUUGAUAAUAGAUACUAAAGCUCAUCAACGAUAUCUGCAAAGUUUGACGACCAAUAAAAAAUAUGUACCUGUACAAUUACUUGAGCAUAUUGAUGUGAUUGUAACAGAGGGUGUGGAAAUUCAUAAUAUUAGGGCCAGUGAGAUUGCUCGGAAGAAACCUGUCAGUGAUCCAAUUAUCGAAGAACAUAAAUUUAUUGCUUAUCGUGACAAAAGGGAAAUGUCAUUACGCGAAAUAUUAACGUUAUCUAUGCAUAUUACGCUUGAGAAUAUACUAAUGACGAAAGUGAAAACAAUAGAACUCGUUGAGGAUAAUGACAAUAUAUCUGCAGAGAAACUUGUUUCUCCAUUGUUUAGAGACAUUCUAGCCAAUUUACCUUCGAUUCAAGCAAGCAUUAAUUUACUUGCACCACCAAAGAAAUUUGGCGAAGAAGACGUUCUUAAAAAUGUUGAAAUUUUAGAAUCGACAAAAUAA